AUGGCGUCCUCCAAGCUCGUCGCCGGCCUCUUCCUCGCCCUGGCGCUGGUCGUCGCCACCACGCCACACCCCUCGCAAACCACCAGGAGCUUGGCCGAGCACGGCUGCUGCGGCACCCCGUCGCCGGCGCCGCCACCAGACGCAAGCCCGCCGGGUCAGGAGCCGGCGACGGCGUCGUGCAUGUCGUGGUUCAUGGGGAUGACCCCGUGCAUGGACUUCUUCACCGACGCCAGCGUGCCGGCGCCUUCGAGCGCCUGCUGCAGGGGCCUCGAGUCGCUCGUCGACGGCGCGGCCGUCUGCCUCUGCCACGCCAUGAACGGGGACAUCGACAACCUCAUGCCGGCGAACACGGACUUCACCCGCGUGUCGGACCUCCCGGCGGCCUGCGGCGUCGCGUUGCCGGUGGAAAGGCUCUCCAAAUGCGAAAGAAAGCCACCACCAGUAGCACGCAGCAGGCGGUUGAAGAACAGCAAAUUCAGUUUGGAAUAG
Molecule: messenger RNA, 489 nt
Organism: Panicum hallii
Lineage: Eukaryota; Viridiplantae; Streptophyta; Magnoliopsida; Poales; Poaceae
Product: non-specific lipid-transfer protein C6-like
Exons: 2
Coding region: 1-489 (162 amino acids)
Biological process (GO): lipid transport
Molecular function (GO): lipid binding
Source: RefSeq, a predicted model, not a curated record